AUGGCCCGCGUUACGUCAACGACUUUGGGUGCCUCCAAAGACCGUUCCACUAAACAUGGCUCCCGCUGGACGUACGGAUUGCGCCUCCAAGUAUGGAAGACUAGUGUUUUCGUUUUUGCAAUCUGCGCUUCCUCCGUCUUCUCCAUCAAUCUGGCCUUCACCAUCUGGAGCUUGGCCACUUGGCACACAAACAUGGGAAACUUGUAUGAAGGAGAUUGUGGCCGUGUAAAGGUACUCAACUCUGCUGUGCACGUGCUGAUCAACAUUCUGAGCACGAUCCUGUUCACGGCAAGCAACUACUGUAUGCAGUGCCUGUCUGCGCCGACUAGAUCUGCAGUGGACAAGGCACACAUGCAGAGUGAAUGGCUUGAUAUUGGCAUCUCAAGCAUGCGCAACCUGAAGCACAUCAAGCGGCAAGAUCUGAUCCUUUGGCUGCUUCUCGCAAUCACGUCACUUCCUCUCCACUUACUCUACAACUCAGCCGUCUAUGCGUCGAUAUCAUCCAAUAGCUAUUUUGCCUUCUCAGUAAGCGAAUCUUUCGUAAACAGUGCCGAGUGUAUCAAUUGUGCGACGCAGCCCAACCUCUACACGAACUUGACAAACGAUUCUAUCUUCAAAGGAUAUCCCAAUGGCGAAUUUCCAGAAAUCUUGCAUAGUCUGUGGUCUCGCGCGCAAAACGGCUCCCUGGCCAGGCUCGAGCCUGCUGAAUGCAUCGAUGAGUACGCUACCGCGAUUCAGUCAUUCAGACGGAAUGUACUUUUGGUUGCUCGCGACGAGGACAUGCCACCUCAGCACGAGAACACCUUCAUCAACGAUUCCUAUGUUUACGAUGCUGUCGCAUUCGCGUCCAUCUACGCAAAGAAUCCAGAACAGUCUGCAGAUGCUUAUCGAUGGAUAUGCUCAGGCCUACCUCCUAAAGAAAACAACGACCAUUGCACAGACCGGAUAUCAGAAAUUCGGUCGAACACGUCUGCAUGGAGAGUCGGUGGGGACGGCUGCUACUCAGUCCAAGAUGCCAGCAACCCGCACAUAUGGACGAGUGGAUGCUCGGAUUUUUCAGACACCAAGAAAUACCCCGUAUCUUUUUGCCUGAGCGAAACAGCACCGUCACGCUGCAAGGUCCGAUUCAACUCCACCAUCUUGGUGAUUGUCACUGUCGUCAACUUCCUAAAAGCUAUCCUGAUGUUUUACAUCGUCUUCAAGCCGUUCGAUCAGCCGCUCCUUACCAUGGGAGACGCAGUGGCAUCAUUCCUAGACGAUCCAGACCCAAGCACUCGUGAUAUGUGCUUGUUGUCCAUACGUGAUACCAGGCAUGGCCAUUUUCGCGCUGGUGUCAGGCGUUGGUUGACGCCGAAGGCAUCAUGGAUGGAUGCGAUGAGUAAGACCCGUCGCACCAUAACCAUUACGAUGUACGCCGCUGCUAUAGCAGUGUCUUUAUAUCUGCUAUGGUUCAGCAUACAUAAAUUACCGAAAGCUACAUCUGUUUCGCCUGCUGGCCUUGCCAGCCUCGGCUUCGGCGCCGUGGACCCACGCACCAUGAUCAUCGGCGGUCUGGGAAACACAAAUCUGAUUGCGAACACUCUAAUCGCAAACACCCCACAGCUCAUCAUUUCUUUCCUGAACUACUUUUACAACGCCCAUUUCACAGCCAUGCUCCUGGGCUACGAGUGGAUCUCCUACGCACUCAAACGCAAAGGUCUUCGCGUAUCGCAAUCUCCACAAGGCAAGCAGCGGUCCACCUACUUUUUACAGUUGCCGUACAGAGUUAGUGUGCCGUUGAUGAUCAUGGGCGGUACGCUGCACUGGCUCGUUUCACAGAGUAUUUUUCUCGUCUCAAUCGACCUCUACGACUACAUGGACAACCGCAGCGCAGCAGGGCAGCAGUGGCUCAAGGACGAGGCGUAUGACCCCAGAGACGAGUUGAUGAGCAUCACAACUUGUGGAUAUUCGCCCCUUGCCAUUAUCUGUGUCAUCGUGUUCGGUUCGCUCAUGUUCAUCGCAUUGUUGGCAGUGGGCUUUGUACCGUACAAGCGUGUUAUGCCACUUGCAAGCAGUUGCAGCAUGGCCAUUAGUGCGGCAUGUCAUCCUGAAAGCGAGACCAGAGUCUCAACGCACGAGGUACAAUGGGGGGUCUUGAAAGCUAGUGAUAACCCCGACGAUGUUGGGCAUUGUUCUUUCUCUAAAGGUCCAGUUAGUCAACCUGUGGUUGGACAUCUUUACAUCUGAAAUAUACUGUAGAAGCUUAGAGCUAUGUCCUAGAAUUAGUUUUAUUAAUCAUAAAUUACAACAUGCAAAGGCGAAACUAGUACGCCGCCA
Bipolaris maydis ATCC 48331 is the source of this 2316-nucleotide messenger RNA. RefSeq lists its product as uncharacterized. Lineage: Eukaryota; Fungi; Ascomycota; Dothideomycetes; Pleosporales; Pleosporaceae. The record is from RefSeq and is a predicted model, not a curated record.